Molecule: messenger RNA, 5740 nt
Organism: Scylla paramamosain (green mud crab)
Lineage: Eukaryota; Metazoa; Arthropoda; Malacostraca; Decapoda; Portunidae
Product: neurofilament heavy polypeptide-like
Exons: 6
Coding region: 21-2588 (855 amino acids)
Source: RefSeq, a predicted model, not a curated record
CGAGAAGACAAAUCGGACUCAUGCCAGCUGUGGAAGGCGGCCGGGUGGAAGUGAAGCCGUGGAUUGUGUACUUGGCGGGCGUGAUGGGCGUGUUGGGCGUCGUGGUGAGCGUGGCCGUGGGCGUCUACCUCAUCAGGAAGUACCGGGAGAGGAAAUGGGGGAAAUGCACCAGUAAAAGGCGUCUGGACGGAAAGGUGGUGGUGGUGACAGGGGCCAACUCAGGUAUCGGCAAGGAGGUGGCACGUGACCUGGCAAGCCGCGGUGCCCUGGUGGUGCUUGCCUGCAGGAACAAGGAGGCCGCACUGCAAGCCGUCAAGGAGAUCAGAACUACUACUGGCGAUGGGGAACUGAUUGUAAUGGAGUUGGACCUGGGCGAACUCAGCUCCGUGCGUUCCUUCUCCACGUCACUUCUCGGCAAAUUCAGCCACCUGGACAUCUUAAUCAACAAUGCCGGGUUGUACGUGCCGCCGGGGGAGGAGGGGAGGACCAAGGACGGGUACGAGAUACACUUUGGCGUAAACCAUCUGGGUCACUUCCUCCUCACCCACCUGCUGCUGCCACGCCUUCAGGAGACACCAGGGGCUCGGGUCGUCACGGUGGCCUCGUCGCUGUACAAGUCUGGGAAGAUUGACCUGGAGGACCUGGAGUCGAAGAAUGGCUAUGACAAGAAGAUGAGAAAUGCUUUAUAUGCUAACUCGAAACUGGCUAAUGUCUUGCACAGUCAGGAAAUUGCAAGGCGUUCGGCUGGCACUGGUUUGAGGGCCUUCGCGCUGUGCCCUGGCCUGGUGCACACUGGGCUCUUCAGAUACUCGGCAAACAGUAUUGGGCUUCUGCGUAAACUGCUCUUCGCUCCCGUCAUGUACUUCUUCAUGAGGAGCGCUUGGCAGGGAGCCCAAUCCGUCAUCUACUGCGCGGUGUCGGAGGAGCUGGACGACAAGGAGUGGACUAUGGUUGCCGACUGCAAGCCAACAGCCGUCACCAGCGUAGCCGAGGACCCUGAGACAGCCAGGCGUUUAUGGGAGGUGUCCCUGGCCAUGGUGGAGACUGGUAUGGCAGGUGAGGCAGUGGCAGGGAGCAGUGAGGGGCAGGGGGGUGAGGUAACAGUGGAGGACUUGCUAGGGUUCGAAACGGUGACAAAAUCUAUGAUCGAAGCUCCUGAAGGUGCUGAGUCAGAUGUUGCAGAGACACAGGGGGAGGCUGAGGUGGUGACAGAGAGACUGGUGGAUGUUGCAGAGACACAGGGGGAGGCUGAGGUGGUGACAGAGAGACUGGUGGAUGUUGCAAGCUCCAUUACGUCUACAGAUGCAGGGGAGGUCAAGAAGGGUGUGGAAAAACUAGGUAAUGCAGUAGAGAAAGCAACAGAGGAACUUACAGGGGAGGUUCAGAAGGUACUAGAACCCGUGGAACCGCAGAGGAAGGUCGAGAAGGUCACGGAGAGCCUUGUGGGUGCUGCAAGGUCCGUUGAAAAGGCUGCAGAAAGUAUAGUGCCAGCAGCAGUCUCGGCCGAACCUGCGACAUUGAAGUCCGCCAAGCCUUCCACUGAACCUACCCCCAAAAAUGUGGAGAAGACCACAGAACCAUCCAGGAAGAUUGAAACUGCCCCAGAACCAGUCAGGAAGGUAGAAGCAGCCCCAGAACCACCCAAAACGAUCCCAGAACCACCCAAAACAGUCUCGGAACCAGCCAAGAAGAUAGAAGCAGUCCCAGAACCACCCAGAACCAUCCCAGAACCACCCAAAACAGUCCCAGAACCAGCCAAGACAGUCCCAGAACCAGCCAAGAAGGUAGAAGCAGCCCCAGAACCACCCAAAACAGUCCCAGAACCAGCCAAGACAGUCCCAGAACCAGCCAAGAAGGUAGAAACAGCUCAGGAACCACCCAAAGCCAUCCCGGGACCAGCCAAGAAGGUAGAAGCAGCCCCAGAACCACCCAAAACAGUCCCAGAACCAGCCAAGGCAGUCCCAGAACCACACAGAACCAUCCCAGAACCAUUCAGGAAGAUAGAUGCUGCCCCAGAACCAUCCAAACCAGCCUCCGAACCUCCCAGACACCCUGAAAAAACUCCGGAAUCACCCAGGAAGUUCGUACCGGCUGUAGAACCGACCAAACCGGUGCGCGAACCAUCCAGAAAGUUCGAGGAGGUCCCAGGAACCACAGUAAGGUUCGAAAAGGGUCUUGAAUCUGCUAAGGACACAGUAAAAGCUUCAGAACCGGUUAGAAAGUUCGAUCAGGGGGUUUCAAAGGCAGUAGAACCACAGGGAGGGAUAGAAAGGAAGACACAUACCAGGAAUACAGCGACAGGGGGUGUGGAAGGGCCAGCGGUCGCAAACAGGGGCGUGGAAGAGGAGGAGGAAGAAGAGGAUGAGGGAAUUGAGAUAAGCAAUAAUAGUGAAAUGAAGUUUAAUAAUAGCUUGCAAAUUGAGGAGUCUGAGGAAGAGGAGGAGGAGGAGAUGGAUGAGGAAGAGGAUAAUGAAGAGGAGGAAGAUGAUGAAGAGGAGGAGGAGGAGGAAGAUAGCGAAGAGGAAGAAGUAGCAAUAGAUGAUAAAAAAGGAUUAAUCAAACAAACCCCAAAACGCCCUUUAAAAUAAGUAAAACAAAAGGAAACAGGGAAAAAAAACGUAAAAAACAGGAUUAUUUUAACGAGACUCGCGCAUCCCACGGCCCUCAGCAUGCACACCAACGCACACCCGCUCACGCACACCACAAGCCAUUAAUAAACUGUCGUACCUCACCAAGCCUUUGCAUCACUGACGAAAGGUGAAUAGGUAAGUUUUAAAUGCUAUAUCAUUAAAGAGAAGAGUGUAGAUAAAUAUUUACUCCUAAUAUUCUCCGCGUCGUUGAGAAAAGAUGGUCAGGUGAAGGGCAGAAGCUAAAGACGUCAGGGGAGGCGACUUAUUUAGAAACAAGACGCUAUUUCGUAUUGCUAUUUCGUAUUGCAUUGUGGAUAAUAUGUUAAGCUUUAUAGACGCAAGAAUUUUGAAGGUGGGGAAGUUUAGGCAGAAGAAACAGUUCCCUAUGGCAUUGUGGGUAAUAUAUCUGAUUAUUAGGCUUUAUAGACGCAAGAAUUCUGAUAGUAGGGAUGGUUAGGCAGAAGAGUUUCCUGUGACACUGGGGUAACUUGCCUGAAUAUUACGCUUUAUAGAUGCAAGAAUGUUCCUAUUAAUUACUAAGAACUGUAAAGGCUGCUUAUGUAAAGUUUAGACAAGAAAAGCGGGAGUGAUAUUGUGUGUUACGAUAAUUAUGCAAACCUUUUAUAAAUGCAAGAAUAUUCCCGUUUAUCAUUAAGAUCUCAACAGUAAGGGAGCAGUGAAACAGAAGCAUUGAAGUUUACGGAAAAAUUCAACAGUGCAAGCUUAAGAAAGGCGUAGAAAUAACAGGAAGCUAAACUUUUUAUUGUCAGGAAUGAAUGAAUAAACUAAACGAAACAUGAUUACGCUAAAGUUUGCUGUUUGUAUACACCCACGUCAUAAACAAAGGUAGAAAUAAUGAAUGAGGUUGAAUGAUGAGUAAUUAAAUGAAAUGAGGUUCAAAUCGUUGCGUAAACUUGCACUGGUAAACAAUUGGCAGGCAGUGUUAGUGAGGGUGUUGCUGUGGUAGUGUUUGAGUGUUGCAAAGGCUUGGUGGGGUUACGUAAGGUUUUCAGUGGUAAGGCGGGAUAAUUAUUGGCUUUAGUAUGUGUUGUAAGGAAGGCAUUUUGGGUUUUGGUGUGUGAGAGAGAGGGAGAGGGAGCUGUAAUCUGCCUCAUUGGGAAUUAAUUUGUUUUUUUUCGGUGUUAUUUAUUUAUUUAUUUAUUUAUUUAUUUUUCGAUCUUUUUUUAUUUUUGUUUUCUAAUUUGCUUUAUUUUUUCCGUCUUUUUUAUAAUUUUUAUUUUUCCCCUUCAAUAUUCACUUCUUUUUUUUUUUCCUUUCUUUACUUUAUUUAUUUACUCGAUACUGACCAAAAAAAAAAAAAAAAAAAAGGGUCAUAAUUUGCUGUUCUUGUUUCGAAAACCAUAGUUGCCCCUAACAUUAUCAAGAGUCCCCGUUUUCUUUCAUUACAUUUCUUCCUGUUAUGUUUGAAAUGACGUAAAUUAUAUUCAUGAUUACACCUAUUACUUACAAACAAUUAUAUCACCAUUCUACUUAAAGGGAUGUUAAUUACACGUGCCCAGAAAAUACAAAUAUAUUCUUGAGUUUCCUUAAUCAUUGAUAGAUUCUAGAUUUAAACAGCAGGGGAACCUAUAAAGAUAUUGAAAUUUUGAAGCCUAUAUGAAGCCUACAGUUUAAGCCUAAGACGCCCCCCCCCCACCAUCCCAGCUUGUCCCCUUCCAUCCCAGCCUCUCUAAUCUCAUCCCAGCAUCUCUAAUCCUAUCCCAGCAUCUCCUAUCUCAUCCCAGCCUCUCUAAUCCUAUCCCAGCAUCUCUAAUCUCAUCCCAGCCUCUCUAAUCCUAUCCCAGCAUCUCCUAUCCCAUCCCAGCCUCUCCUAUCCCAUCCCAGCCUCUCUAAUCCUAUCCCAGCAUCUCUAAUCCUAUCCCAGCAUUUCCUAUCCCAUCCCAGCCAGUCUAAGCCAUUUUUCACCGUAUCUAGUCACAACAGCGUCACAAGGGGAGGGAGUAAAUAGCGUAAUUAAAUAAAGGUUGUUAAAUUUUAUGUACCGAGUUUGUGAAGGUAUUGUGAAGCAAGAUAAUGAAGAUAAGAGGACUUGCGGGUGUUUGUGGGGGAAAUGGUGUGCGUGUUUAAGUAAAUGGGGGGGUGAUAAUGAUGUGAGGUGUAGAAGGGUUGGGGAGUGCUGAAGGGGUUAAAAAAAAGCAAAAAGGGGAAUAGAGAAGAGAUAGAAUAGAAGUGUUUGGUAAAAGAGCAGGUGAUGGGGAGUAAUCUUUGUAAAUGAAUGAGAAAAGGAGGAAUAAGAGACGAGAAUAAAGGAGGAAAUAGAUAGAUAGAUAGAAAAGGAAGGUGAAGAAAGAAGAAGGAGAAUAACAUUAAGAAGUGAAUGAGAUGAUGAAUAGAAAAAAAAGACCCGAUAAAAGAGGGAAUAGAUGAAUAAGAAGAAAGAUGGAAUGAGAAAGUUUAAAAUAGAAGAAAAGACGAAAGGAGAAUAUUGAUGUAGAGACGCAAAAUGAAAUUAAUUGUUAUCUUCACUACUUCUGAUCAAAAUAAGGGGAAAAAAAUAGAUAAAUAAGAAGAAAGAAAAAGAAGGUUAAGUUAGAGAAGAUGAAGGAGAAUAAAAGCAAAAUAGAGAUUAAUUAGGUAAAUCUUAUUAUCAUUACUUUGAUGAAAAUAAAGGAAAAAAUGAAUAAAUAAGAAAGAAAGAAGAUGAAGAAUAAAAAACAACAUAGAGACUAAUUAAAUGUUAUUGUUAUCAUUAUUUAGAUCAAAAUAAAGGAAAAAAAAUAGAUAAAUAAGACGAAAGAUAGAAAAAGAUUAUGAUAGAGAAGAUGAAGGAGAAUAAAAAUAACGUAGACAUUAAUUAAGCCUAGUUAGGUAAAUGUUAUCAUCACUACGUAGAUCAAAAUAAAGGGAAAAAAAAUAGAUUAAAAAGAAGAUAAAAAUAUAAAAAAAAAGAUAAAAAAAAAUAUAUAGAAAAAGAAGACGAAGAAAAAUAAAAGCAACAGAAUAAUUUAGCCUAGUUACAUAAAUACUAAUAGGAAGGUAGAUAGAGAAAUAAAGAGACGAUAGACAGAAAGAAAUGACGAACGGGUAAUGAAGAAACAGGUUAAAAAAAACAUCAAUAAAGCAAAAAAAUGAAAGAUAAUAGAAAAAAA